Messenger RNA from Toxotes jaculatrix (banded archerfish), 3392 nucleotides. RefSeq names its product isoleucyl-tRNA synthetase 2, mitochondrial (gene iars2). The record is from RefSeq and is a predicted model, not a curated record. The transcript is spliced from 24 exons. Bases 137 to 3247 code for a protein of 1036 amino acids. Gene Ontology annotation, molecular function: tRNA binding; ATP binding; isoleucine-tRNA ligase activity. Gene Ontology annotation, biological process: isoleucyl-tRNA aminoacylation. Gene Ontology annotation, cellular component: cytosol. Lineage: Eukaryota; Metazoa; Chordata; Actinopteri; Toxotidae.
AUGAACACGGUACUCCUGGAAGGGCGGAAUACAGCCGCACGGUAACUGCACAUUGUUACAAUAAAGAAACAAUCGCAAAGUUAUUUUUUUGUGGUUUUACUUCAGUUUUGUGGUCACCGAGCUGACUCACCUCUCCAUGCUGCUGUGCCGGGUUUCGGCAGUAAGUCAUGCGCUAGCGAGAUGGGGACGGAGGUCACACCGGGGAGACGGCCUCCUCCUCCGCGCUCUCUCCUUCAGCUCCAGCCGCUGUCGUGGUGUCAGUUCAGGAGAAGGCAGCGCUCAGCCCUCAGAGACAGGUUCUGCUCAGGCACUGUACCGAGACACAGUUCUCCUUCCCCGGACUGAGUUCCCAGCUAAAUUGACCGGACAGAAGCUGCUGGACCGAGAAGUCGAAAUACAGCAGGAGUGUGGAUUUGCAGAUUUGUACUCCUGGCAGAGACAGAGGAAGGCCAAGAAGGAGUUCUGCCUUCAUGAUGGACCUCCGUAUGCCAAUGGAGACCCUCAUGUAGGACAUGCACUCAAUAAGAUCCUGAAGGACAUCCGUAACCGAUUUGAGAUGUUGAGGGGGCGACAGGUCCACUACAUCCCGGGCUGGGACUGCCAUGGCCUGCCCAUCGAGCUGAAGGCUCUCGGAGAGCUGGGGAGCAGCGGCCUCACUCCACUACAGAUCAGACAGAAAGCGCGGGACUUUGCGAAGGGGGCCAUAGCUCGUCAGAAAGCUGCUUUCCAGCGCUGGGGGGUGAUGGCUGACUGGGACCAGUGCUACUACACUUUUGAUGGAGCCUACGAGGCAGCUCAGCUGAAAGUCUUCCAGGAAAUGCACAGCAAGGGGCUCAUUUACCAGGACUACAAGCCGAUCUUUUGGUCUCCGUCAUCAAGAACGGCCCUAGCAGAGGCAGAGUUGGAGUACAACCCUGAACAUGUGAGCAGAGCCAUUUAUGCCACGUUUCCCCUGAUCACACUUCCACCCAAGAUAGCUUCAGAAAAAGGUCUGGAAGGUGUCUUUGUGUUGGUGUGGACCACCCAGCCUUGGACCAUUCCUGCGAACGAGGCCGUAUGCUACAUGCCCAAUGCCCAGUACUCAGUGGUGAAGAGGGCGGACAACUCACAGCUACUCCUGGUGGCCACUGAGCGCACAGCCAGCACGGCAGCACUGCUGGGCACAGAGCUGGAGACCGUAGGCACCUUCACAGGCUCCCAACUUGAAGGUGGGAUCUGCAAACACCCCACAAUUCCUGACAAGGAAGUGCCACUAUUGCCAGCCAAUCAUGUGACUAUGGCAAAAGGAACAGGAUUGGUCCACACAGCACCAGCUCACGGCAUGGAGGAUUACAGUGUGGCCUCACAGUUUAAACUGUCUGUGGAGUGUAUUGUGGAUGAGGAUGGCAAGUUCACGGAAGCAGCCGGCCCUGAGCUACAGUAUCUGUCAGUGAUGACAGAAGGCACUGAUAAAGUGAUCUCCAUGCUGAAGGAGUGUGGGGCUCUGGUGAAAGAGGAGCAGUGUGUCCACAGCUACCCAUACGACUGGAGGACAAAGCAGCCUGUUGUCAUCAGGCCCAGUAAGCAGUGGUUCAUCAACACAGCAUCACUCAAAGACAAAGCCAAGGAGGCACUGCAGAAGGUGCGUGUUUUGCCAGACUCGGCGAAGGGCAGCCUGCUGGCCAUGCUGGACAGACGGACGUACUGGUGCAUCUCCAGACAGCGAAGCUGGGGCGUCCCAAUCCCCGUCUUCUACCACAGAGAGACCGGAGAGGCUCUCAUCAACAAAUACACAGUGUCCCACAUAGCAACGCUCUUCAAAGAAAAGGGCAGCGACUGUUGGUGGGAGCUUCCCACUGAGACUCUGCUGCCACCAGAGGUCCUGAAGAAGAGUAAAGCCGGUCCAGUGACUGACUACAUUCGUGGAGAGGACGUGCUGGACAUCUGGUUUGACAGUGGAGCAUCAUGGGCUGCUGUUCUAGAAGAGGAGAUGGAGGGAGAUUCUGAGGAGCCUGAGUCACGCCUCAGCUGGCUCCCCGCCUCGCUACGCAAACCUCUGGUCACAGAGUCUGACUCCAGGGCAGAUGCGUACGUGGAGGGAAAGGACCAGAUUGGAGGCUGGUUUCAGUCGUCACUGCUCACCAGUGUCGCCGUCAGGAACAAGGCACCUUACAAGUCUCUGGUGGUCCAUGGCUUUGCUGUCAGUGAGAAGGGAGAGAAGAUGUCCAAGUCUCUGGGCAAUGUUGUGGAUCCUGAUGUAGUCAUUAAUGGAGGGAAGGACCCAGCUAUGCCAGCCUACGGGGCGGACGUGCUGCGUUGGUGGGUGGCAGAGUCAAACAUCUUCACUGAGGUCCAGAUCGGGCCCACUGCACUCAACUCAGCCAGGGACAGCAUCAACAAGUUAAGGAACACUCUGAAGUUCCUGCUCGGCAACCUGCGCGGCUUCGAUCCACUGUCUCAGGCCGUGGACUCCAAACAGAUGCACUACAUUGAUCAGUACAUGCUGCACCUGCUCCGUGAAUACAGUAUGAAGGUUACAGACGCCUACAGUGAGUUCGAUGCCGGCAGGGUCAUCCGUGUCCUCCAAGCCUUCAUCGCCAGAGACCUCUCCAGUUUUUACUUCAGCAUCAUCAAAGACAGGUUGUACUGUGAUGCGGAGGACUCGCUGGGCAGGAGAUCAUGUCAGACCGUUUUAGAGGAAGUUCUGGACGGAGUUACCAGAUCCAUAGCUCCCAUCCUGCCACAUCUGGCUGAAGAGGUCUAUCUGCAUGCACCGGGACAUGACAAAGGGGAGGCGUUAUUCAAGAGCGGCUGGAUAAAAAGCAGUUCUGUGUGGCGGCGACCAGGACUGGAGGAGGCAGUGGAAGGAGCGUGUGCCAUCAGGGACUCCUUCCUGUCCUCCAUUCCGGGCAAGAACGCCGCAGGGUACGACCUCACUAUUGCCAUUGAGCCUGGUUUGCUGUUUGAACUGAUGGAGUCUCUCCAAGAGGACCCUACGUCCACUUCCUCCCAGCUGGCUGAGCUGAUGAUGGCAGCGCGCGUCAACCUGACCAGUGAGCUGCCCCGCGACCUGCCCCCAGACGUCCUACAGAAACACGGCACCUUCCUCAUCAACCUGGAGGGUGGUGUUAUCCGUGAGGACAGUGCCUACAGUAUAGCAGUGGUGCCCACCUCUGCCGCCCGGUGCCCACGGUGCCGACGCUACACUGCUGAGUCAGCGGACUGCCUGUGCCCGCGCUGCCAGACCGUCGUUUCACAGGUUCGCUGACAGGGCCAGACACUCUCACCUUAAUGAGCAGACAACAUCACACCAGUGCUACUUCAUCUCGCUGCUUUUGGUUUUUACUCUUCCUGUCACCAUCAGGUUGAGAAGUUAAAAAAAAAAAGUGACUCCAAAUCAGAUUCCGCCUCAG